CCGGUAUACACAUUUUGAGCGCAUCAGCUUGGAUUUGCACACGCUUGUUUGCAACAGUCAGAAAUGACUGUGGGGAUCGACCAACUUUAGCGCUUGCGGGCCACCCCGCACAACCCCGGUUGCACUCUUGGCCUCAGGAAUGGCUAGGACUUCCUGGAUUGGAGCGGUUUUGGCCGUCUUGCUGGCGGAAGCUGGCUGGAGCCUGGUGUCCGCUGGGCCGGACCACUCCCCCACACCUAGCUGCUCGGACCUGUAUCGGAGUCUGAGCCCGGAGGAGCGGCACGCGGCCCGUGAUUCUGCUCAGGCAGUACAAGCAUUAGAGUCCUACAUCGGCCAGGCCAGGCUGGGUCGGCCGCUGCCGGCCAACAGCAACGCCACCGCGCCGCCCACGGCCCCGGCGCUGGAGGGCUGGCUGGCCGGGAACUACUCCCGCCUGCAGCAGCUGCUGGAUGGCUCGGGCGCGUCACAGCGGCUGGGAGGAAGCGGCACGGCUAUGACUGCGGCCAAGGCCUGCCUGUCCGCGCGGCUGCACCCGGACGGCUUCGCGGGCCGCCCCGUGAUGUCCAUCCUACUCAACUACUUCAAGCGGCCACAGAUUGUGAAUAGGAUAUCGGCGGCGAUGCGCAAAGCCUGCGACGCGGUCAACGUGACGUGCGAGAUGGUGGUCAAUGUGGAUAACCCAGAAGAGGCCGGGCUGUGGGCGGACCAGGCUGGCUUCGUGGUGCCUGUGUUCUCGGCAAACCUACAUGAGUCACGUGGAUACAACCGGGCCGCCAAGCUGGCGCGAGGGCGCUACCUGAUCAUCUGGCAGGAUGACCAGCUGCCCAACGAGCAGGGCACCUGGCUGCUGGACAUGAUCAAGGUGUUUGACGCCUACCCGCAGCUGGGCAUCCUGGGCAUGAACACCUACCGCCUGUGCAAGCACACGGAGAUGACGAACCGAUACGGCUGGACGUUUUGGGACCCCGACCCAAAGACCGGCGUCAAGUGGUCCUUCGCACAGCACGUGGACUUCGCGCCCAUGGCCAUCCGCGCCUCCAUCUACCACGAGCUGGGCGGCUUGGAUGAGGGGAUAUCCCGGCCGGGCGACUGCGGCAUCUGGGGCGACUGGGAGCUCACCAACCGCGCCUGGAUGGACGGAUGGCAGGUUGGCUUCAUGUUCUCAGACGGCCGCGGCGGUGACGGUCUCCCCGGCGGCACGCACUUAGGCUCGAGCGCGGAGAAGUGCUGGGGGCGGCAGCAGCACGUGGCGAUGCACGUCUUCCACCGCAGGUACGGCGUGGAGUGGGUCCACGACCCGAUGUGCGGGCGCGUGUGGCUGCUCAACAUGCUGCACCACAAGCUGGGCUACGGCACCUGCCCCUACGGCACCAAGGAGACCCGCUUCGGCAACUGCACGGUGCCGAUGGCCGCAGACAUGGAGCGAGCGCGGCAGGAGAUGGCGCAGCUGGAGGCGGCGGCGCGCGUGCGCGGCUCCGGCACGUACUCGGCCCACGUGCCGCUGGAGCAGGUGGCGGGGCUGCAGCUGGGCGCGGCGCGGAAGGCGAUUGCGGUGGCGGGGGACAAGGGCGCCGGCCGUGCCGGGAACGCUGGCGGGGCCGGGGGGGCGGGGUCAGGUGUGGGUGUCGCGGGUGCGGGUGGCGCGGGUGGCGCGGCUGGGGUGGGUGGCGGGGUGGCGGGUGGCGGAGGUAUAGGCGGGGCGCAAAGCGCUGGAGGUGCAGGGCCGGGGCCGGGGGCGGGGGCGGGGGCGGGGGCGGGGGCGUCUGGGGGAGUCCUGCCCGGCGAUGUCAGCAUGGACAUCGCCCCGCGCAUUGUGCGUGACGCUCAGCAGCAAGCGGGUGCAGUGGCUGGGCACAGGAUGCGGCUGCGGACACGGCGGAGAGAGAGGCAGAGCUGAGGUGCUGGCAACAGAGGGUGUGUCCGUGUGACAGGGUGGGGGAAUGGGAAUGUGAUACGGUGUUGAUGAGUGCGCUUACCUGUCAUGUAUGCGACACUGCGACGGCUUUGACAUGAUAAACUGGAGUUUACGGAUCGUAAGGAUUGUGGCAUCAAGUAGUGAUAAUCUGAAACUGUUCACACGGGGCCGAAAUCGAUGGCGCAUGCCAGGUGGGGUUGACACGGGCCUGUAUGGGGACUGGGGAGCCAUUUCCGGGCUUCAAUUGGUGGCUUGAGGCUUCGAGGCAUCGUCCGUGGUUGAAUACUGCGUAAAUAAUACCAGCUCAGACCA
Molecule: messenger RNA, 2227 nt
Organism: Chlamydomonas reinhardtii
Lineage: Eukaryota; Viridiplantae; Chlorophyta; Chlorophyceae; Chlamydomonadales; Chlamydomonadaceae
Exons: 7
Coding region: 140-1897 (585 amino acids)
Source: RefSeq, a predicted model, not a curated record